Molecule: messenger RNA, 2251 nt
Organism: Cuscuta europaea
Lineage: Eukaryota; Viridiplantae; Streptophyta; Magnoliopsida; Solanales; Convolvulaceae
Source: the annotation of a GenBank genome assembly
AAAUAAUUAGGGCAGAGUAAAGCGAUGUAUAUUUUGGUUGGUGAGAAUUAUAAAAAGGACGGUAGAUGUUUUGUGUUUUGAAUGUAUCGAAGGACGGCAGCAGAUGUUAAAAACAUCAAAUUUCUGCUCUAUAAAUAGUGAAUGAAUUGCACCAAGCGACAGUCCAAAAACUAGGCGACGCACAGUCGCCCAAUUUCCGCUCUAAUGGACGUUGUUCGCUUUAGCCAUACACAGUCGCCCAAUUUCCACCUGCUGCUGCUCCCGCCGGCCACCGCCAUUACUUCCAACUACACUGUCAAAUCCGCAGAUGCAAGGAGAACAACUCUCCGAGCCUCUAUUUGCUCUGCCCUCUCCAGGGCGGCGGCCACGGAGGUCUUGUCCGCUGCAUCCACAUCCACGGAGAAGCAGUUAAGGCCUGCACCGCUUGCUGAAUUGCUAUUAGUUUCUCCAAGCUCGUUGACUUCUGCGCCGGGAUGCGUUAUACCGAAUCUCUCUUCUCCCGACGGGAAUGCCUCUCAUUGCUACAGUGGUAUCGAGUAUUUGACUGGGAUUUUGUCUUCUAAGGUUUACGAUGUAGCGGUUGAGUCGCCGUUGCAGCUAGCCUCGAAGCUCUCGCAGAGGUUGGGGAACAACAUCUGGCUCAAGAGGGAGGAUCUUCAACCUGUCUUCUCAUUCAAACUUCGAGGAGCUUAUAAUAUGAUGGCCAGGCUCCCGAAGGAGUUACUAGACCGUGGAGUUAUCUGUUCAUCUGCUGGUAAUCACGCUCAAGGAGUUGCAUUAUCUGCCCAUAAACUUGGCUGCGACGCUGUAAUUGUGAUGCCUGUUACUACACCAGAGAUCAAGUGGAGAUCGGUGGAGAGAUUAGGGGCCACUGUUGUUCUUGAAGGGGACUCAUACGAUGAAGCACAAGCACAUGCAAAAUGGUUGGCCGAACAGAAAGGACUCACAUUUGUCCCCCCUUUUGAUCACCCUGAUAUAAUCAUGGGGCAGGGUACAGUUGGAAAGGAAAUCAUGAGUCAAGCUAAAUGUCCAAUAGAUGCCAUAUUUGUGCCAGUUGGUGGGGGUGGGCUUAUUGCAGGCAUUGCUGCGUAUGUGAAAAUGGUGAAUCCAGAUGUGAAGAUAAUUGGAGUUGAACCAUAUGAUGCAAAUGCUUUGGCUUUAUCUAUACAUCACGGUCAAAGAAUAAUGUUGGAUCAAGUAGGAGGUUUUGCAGAUGGUGUGGCAGUUAAAGUUGUAGGCGAAGAGAACUUCCGUAUCUGCCGAGAAUUAAUAGAUGGCGUGGUUUUUGUUAGCCGUGAUGCUAUUUGUGCCUCAAUAAAGGACAUGUUUGAGGAGAAAAGGAGCAUUUUAGAGCCAGCUGGUGCACUUGCUCUUGCAGGAGCUGAAGCUUACUGCAAAUAUUACAACCACAAGGAUCAUAAUAUAGUUGUUAUAACUAGUGGGGCCAACAUGAACUUUGAUAGACUAAGGUUGGUGACUGAACUAGCAGAUGUUGGUAGACAACGUGAAGCUGUCCUUGCAACCAAUCUUCCAGAAGAAUCAGGGAGUUUCAAGAAAUUUGUUGAACUUAUGGGACCCAUGAACAUUACUGAAUUUAGAUACAGAUAUAAUUGUGAAAAAGGAAAAACUCUGGUUCUAUACAGUGUUGGUCUGCAUACAAAAAAGGAACUUGAGACAAUGCUGGAGAGGUUGACACUCUCUCAAUUUCACACCCUUGAUCUUACGGAUAAUGACCUUGUCAAAGAUCAUCUACGCCAUUUGAUUGGUGGUCGAUCAAGUGUACAAGAUGAACUUCUUUGCCGGUUUGUCUUCCCAGAAAGGCCUGGUGCUCUAAUGGAAUUCUUAAACGCUUUCAGCCCACGUUGGAAUAUAAGUUUGUUCCAUUACCGUUCACAGGGAGAAAGCGGUGCAAAUGUUUUAGUUGCCCUUCAAGUUGCGGACAAUGAGUUGGAAGAAUUUAAGCAUCGAGCAAGUACUUUGGGUUACAGGUAUGCUGUGGAAACACGAAACGAGGCUUUCCAACUCCUGAUGCACUGAUCUAGUCUAUCAAAGUCUUGGAGAUUUCCUGGAGAUUGAAAUAAUUUCCAGCAGUAAUGUUAUGGCUGUGUAAACCCAUUGUGCCUAUUUAAUAAAGCUUUUAAUUUUUAGUAAGUGUCCUUUAGCAUCAUCUUGUGAUGUUAAGAGGAUUGUAGUCCACAACUAUAAUUUAGUUCAUGUUUUGUUAAUAUCAUAUGAUCGUGGUUUUGCUCCA